AUGUCGAGGGCGAGCGAUGACGUGUGCGUGGACCCGGACGCGUACGUGAGCUCGGACGAGGACGGGACGUCGGCGAGGACGCGGGGGGCGUGGACGCGGGACGCGCGGCGCGUCGCGGGCGAAGACGUCGACGCGCGACGGGGGACGAUCGCGCGCUUCGAGGCGCUGUUGGAGGAGACGUUCCCGAACGGGGCGAUCGCGAGCGUGCGGUGGGAUCGGGUGGUGAUGAAGACGCAGCGAGACGCGCGGUUCGGGAUGGUGGGGACGCACGCCGAGCGGCGGGCGGCGUUCGAGGCGUACGCGAGACGACGACGGGACGACAUGGCGAACGCGCGGGCGCCGAACGCGCGCGUGAAGCGAAGGAGGGACCCGGAGGCGGAGGCGCGGGCGUUGCGAGCGCGCGAGGCGGAGGCGAUGCGAUCGACGCGCGAGGCGGAGCGAGUUUCCGCGCGACGCAAGGAUGCGCUCUUCGCGGACGCCGCGGACGCGGCGUUCUCCGCCAUGUGCGCCGAACGCGUGAAGACGUACACGAGAUCGUACGAAGAAUCGUUCGAUCGAGAUCUCGCGGGUGAUCCCUUGGGACGAGACGACGUGAGUAAGCUCAGAGGGGGAGAGUCGCGCGCGCGCGAGCUGUACGCCGAACACGUCGCGCGCGUCGAGCGCACGCUCAAGACGGAAUUCGAGAAGCUCGCGAGGAAGAUGAUCGAUAUAAAAGUCGUCGAGGCAGUGAGCGAUGACUCCGCUCUAACCGAGGCCCAGGAUGAUGGACACGCGACGAUCGACUCGGUGUUCGACGGGGCGAUUUCGUACCGCCGCGCCGCCGAGGAAGAUUUCGAGCUCAUAGAUCACGUGCUCUUCGCCUUUGUCUCCGACGAGGAUAAGGUUAAGAUAUGGAACGCGUGUUCGGUCGAAAUCUUGAAGAGACACGGCGUGAAGAUCAAGUCGGGGGAGUGA
This is a messenger RNA of Ostreococcus tauri, 954 nucleotides long. Its product is annotated as FF domain. NCBI's taxonomy places the organism in Eukaryota, Viridiplantae, Chlorophyta, Mamiellophyceae, Mamiellales, Bathycoccaceae. The transcript has a single exon. The record is from RefSeq and is a predicted model, not a curated record. Gene Ontology annotation, molecular function: RNA polymerase binding; transcription coregulator activity. Gene Ontology annotation, cellular component: nucleus. The coding region runs from base 1 to 954 and encodes 317 amino acids.